AUGUGGUAUUGUGUAUUCAGCCCGUCCGGGAGCGAGAGUUGCUCCCACGCCGCAAAGAACUCAGCGACGGACGGCGACGGUGACAUGCCAUGCCAUGGCUGUCGCGAGCGAGUGACGGCGGCAGCAGCAAGCCCUGAUCUGUACAUUGGAUGGAUAUGUUUGUGGUCGACGUUGGUUCCGAAACCUACCAACCUUUCAAGCUUCAACCAGACACGGGAAGCGUACCAAGGAACCCUUCCAGGCCCCAAAAACAAGGCUAAAACCCUGAGAGAGUCAAAAAAGGGGGCGAGGCUCCUCCAAGCUAAAAACCUUUUUUUGGUCCCCUUCAUCCUCGAAGCUUCCGCGAACGCGUUCCAACGGCUCGGCGGCGCCAUCCCCAAUGGGACCAGUGUGUUGCCGGCGUUCCCCAGCGGUCCGGGAGGAUGGCUUGUCUAA
Messenger RNA from Histoplasma capsulatum G186AR, 435 nucleotides. RefSeq lists its product as uncharacterized. Bases 1 to 435 code for a protein of 144 amino acids. NCBI's taxonomy places the organism in Eukaryota, Fungi, Ascomycota, Eurotiomycetes, Onygenales, Ajellomycetaceae. The record is from RefSeq and is a predicted model, not a curated record. The transcript has 2 exons.